UCUUCUGCCCCCAAGACCAGAGAGGACUCUUGGGAGCCAAGAAAGGUUUAAGAAGUCUUCCUGGACAGAUGCCGUGCGUAGUGAGGACCAAAGGCGCUCCGGGCAGAGCAGGUCCAGGGGCGCGGAGAGGAGAUAGGGCCACCAUGGGCCUUCUUCAGGGCCUUCUUGGAGCAAGGAACCUGCUGUUGGUCGUCUGCGUUCCGCUGCUGCUGCUGCCUCUGCCCAUCCUCCACCCCAGCAGCGAGGCUGCAUGUGCUUAUGUUUUGAUCGUGACCGCUGUGUACUGGGUGUCCGAGGCAGUGCCUCUUGGAGCUGCAGCCCUAGUGCCUGCCUUCCUCUACCCGUUCUUUGGAGUUCUCCGAUCCAGCGAGGUGGCAGCCGAGUAUUUCAAGAACACCACUCUGCUGCUGGUGGGUGUCAUCUGCGUGGCGGCCGCCGUGGAGAAGUGGAACCUGCACAAAAGAAUCGCCCUGCGCAUGGUCUUGAUGGCCGGAGCCAAGCCAGGCAUGCUGCUGCUCUGCUUCAUGUGCUGCACCACGCUGCUGUCCAUGUGGCUCUCCAACACCUCCACCACGGCCAUGGUGAUGCCCAUCGUGGAGGCCGUGCUGCAGGAGCUGGUCAGUGCCGAGGAGGAGCAGCUCGUGGCGGGCAACUCCAGCGCCGAAGAGGCCGAGCCCAUCAGUCUCGAUGUAAACAGCCAACCAUCUCUGGAACUCAUCUUUGUCAAUGAAGACACGUCAGCUGCAGACUUCACUUCUCUGAUGCAAAACAAGAACCUGAAUGGUGUGCCCACAAUCACCAACCCCCUCAGAACAGCAAACCAACGCCAAGACAAGAAGCAGCCAUCCCAGGAAAAGCCACUUGGCCUGACCCCCAGCCCCAGGAAUCAGAAGUUGAACAGAAAGUACAGGUCCCAGCAUGACCAAAUGAUCUGCAAGUGCCUCUCUCUGAGCAUUUCCUACGCUGCGACCAUAGGCGGCCUGACCACCAUCAUUGGCACCUCCACCAGCCUCAUAUUCCUGGAACACUUCAACAACCAGUACCCAGCUGCAGAGGUGGUCAACUUUGGCACCUGGUUCCUCUUCAGCUUCCCCAUAUCCCUCAUCAUGCUGGUUGUCAGCUGGUUCUGGAUGCAUUGGCUGUUCCUGGGCUGCAACUUUAAAGAGACCUGUUCUCUGAGCAAGAAGAAGAAGACCAAAAGGGAAGAGUUGUCAGAGAAGAGAAUCCAAGAGGAAUAUGAAAAGCUGGGAGACAUCAGCUACCCUGAAAUGGUGACUGGAUUUUUCUUCAUCCUGAUGACCGUACUGUGGUUUACCCGGGAGCCUGGUUUUGUCCCUGGCUGGGACUCCUUCUUUGAAAAGAAAGGCUUCCGCACUGAUGCAACAGUCUCUGUCUUCCUUGGCUUCCUCCUCUUCCUCAUUCCAGCAAAGAAGCCCUGCUUUGGGAAAAACAAUGACGGUACAAGCCGGGAGUCCUCCCUACAGUCUGAGCCCAUCAUCACAUGGAAGGACUUCCAGAAAACCAUGCCCUGGGAGAUUGUCAUCCUGGUGGGAGGAGGCUAUGCCCUGGCUUCUGGCAGCAAGAGCUCUGGUCUUUCCACGUGGAUUGGGCACCAGAUGUUAUCCUUGAGCAGCCUGCCGCCAUGGGCUGUCACCCUGCUGGCAUGUAUCCUGGUGUCCAUUGUCACAGAGUUUGUGAGCAACCCAGCCACCAUCACCAUCUUCCUGCCCAUCCUGUGCAGCCUGUCUGAAACGCUGCACAUUAACCCACUCUACACCCUGAUCCCAGUCACCAUGUGCAUCUCCUUUGCAGUGAUGCUGCCUGUGGGCAAUCCCCCCAAUGCCAUCGUCUUCAGCUAUGGGCACUGCCAGAUCAAAGACAUGGUGAAAGCUGGCCUGGGAGUCAAUGUCAUUGGCCUGGUGAUAGUGAUGGUGGCCAUCAACACCUGGGGCGUUAGCCUCUUCCACCUGGACACUUUUCCAGCCUGGGCGAAGGUCAAUAACAUCACCAAUCAGGCCUAA
Molecule: messenger RNA, 2021 nt
Organism: Marmota flaviventris (yellow-bellied marmot)
Lineage: Eukaryota; Metazoa; Chordata; Mammalia; Rodentia; Sciuridae
Gene: Slc13a4
Product: solute carrier family 13 member 4
Biological process (GO): transmembrane transport
Cellular component (GO): plasma membrane
Molecular function (GO): transmembrane transporter activity
Source: RefSeq, a predicted model, not a curated record